Molecule: messenger RNA, 2399 nt
Organism: Phascolarctos cinereus (koala)
Lineage: Eukaryota; Metazoa; Chordata; Mammalia; Diprotodontia; Phascolarctidae
Gene: GDPD1
Product: glycerophosphodiester phosphodiesterase domain containing 1
Biological process (GO): glycerophospholipid catabolic process; N-acylethanolamine metabolic process
Cellular component (GO): endoplasmic reticulum membrane
Molecular function (GO): phosphoric diester hydrolase activity; phosphatidylcholine lysophospholipase A1 activity
Source: RefSeq, a predicted model, not a curated record
UCGACAAGUGUAUUAGAGCCCCGGCUCCGGCUGGGGGCGAGCAGACCUGGAGCAGCCGACGGAGCUGCCGGGUCUCCUUUUGGUGCCGUUGCCUUCGCCGCUUAGCUCGCAGGGCCGCGGGUUAGGGGCGAGGGCCGUGCUGGGAGAGGACGGCCCUCCGCACUCUAGCAGCUGCGAUGUCGCCCUCGGCGGCGAUUUACUUGCUGUCCACACUGGGGGGCUAUGUGGUGACCUCCUUCCUGCUGCUCAAGUACCCGACCCUGCUACACCAGAAGAAGAAGCAACGAUUCCUCAGUAAACACAUCUCUCACCGCGGAGGUGCUGGAGAGAACUUGGAAAACACAAUGGCAGCCUUUCGGCAUGCAGUUAAUAUGGGAACUGAUAUGCUGGAACUGGACUGCCAUAUGACAAAAGAUGAACAAGUGGUCGUAUCCCAUGAUGGGAAUCUGAAGAGAUCAACUGGAAUAAAUGUGAACAUCUCUGACAUGAAGUACUGUGAGCUCCCACCUUACCUUGGCAAAUUGGAUAUAACAUUUCAAAAAGGAAGACAAAGUGAGGGAGAAGACAAACGCAUUCCAUUACUGAAGGAAGUUUUCGAGGCCUUUCCUCACACUCCAGUGAACAUUGAUAUCAAAGUCAAUAACAAUCUGCUGAUUAAGAAGGUUUCAGAGUUGGUGACUCAGUACAAACGAGAACACUUGACAGUGUGGGGCAAUGCCAAAUAUGAAAUUGUAGAAAAGUGUCACAAAGAGAAUUCAGAUAUCCCCAUUCUCUUCAGUCUACAACGUGUUCUGCUCAUUCUUGGCCUGUUCUACACUGGCCUCUUGCCCUUUGUGCCCAUCUGUGAGCAGUUUUUUGAAAUUCCAAUGCCUUCUAUAAUAUUGAAACUGAAGGAACCUCACAGCAUAUCAAAAAGUCAAAAAUUUCUCAUUUGGUUGGCUGACAGGUACAUUUAUUUAUUUAUUUAUUUUAAAUAUGGCUUGCUCAGAAAAGCCUUAUUUGACCACCUUACUGCCCGAGGCAUUCAGGUAUAUGUUUGGGUCCUAAAUGAAGAGCAUGAAUACAAAAGAGCUUUUGAUUUGGGAGCAACUGGGGUGAUGACAGACUACCCAACAAAGCUUAAAGAAUUUUUACGUAAUUAUGCAUAAGUCAGCCUAAAAGAGUCAUUCAAAGAAGACGAAGGAAUAUUCUUUUUUUCAGCAUCACAUAAAUAAGCCAUUUCCUGAAUGGUAAAAGAUGUAAUCAAUUGAGUUUCAUUACCUCAUUUUUAAGCCUGGUUCACCAUGUAGAAACUACAAUGUAUAUUUAUUUUAAAGUAUAUUCCAGAUUUUACAUUUGUACAUGAUUUGUUUAGAAAGCUAACAUUGAUUGGGAUAGGCAGGAAGAAGAUGAAUGGCAGAUCAGGAUUUCUGCGUUCUAUCUAUUGCAAGCAAUUUGCAAAUCAAAGACUAACACUAACAGACUAGGUAAAAUCCGGGAUUUUGAAGGAUCUUGACGUUCACUGGCUAAGAUCAGUUCAUCAGUAAAACUAAAUUAUUGAAAAACUGCAGCCAUUCUUAAAUUGGCUCUUUGUUUCUGGACAUAUUGCUAGUCUGCACAAUGAAAAAGAAACAAGUAGAAGAAGCAGUUAAAACAAACAAACAAACCAAUGACGUAGUUAUCUGACAAGACGCACACUGAGAUCAGUAGUGAGUCUCCUAGAAAUAAUUGAAAAUAUCACCACUUGACCAGAAACAAAAUCUGUAGACUGAAUUGAUUUUUCUUUGGCUGUUGUUAUAUACUUUUGUUAAUAAGAAUGUAAGACUAAUAUUUGAAGUCUUUUGGGUGUGUGUGUAUGUGUGUGUAUGUAUGUGUGUAUACAUAUGUGCGUACCAUCAACUCUAUGGCUAACUUUGUUUUCAUUGUAAACAUGGCAAAGUAGACAUUUGUAGGUUAUUAUUGAGACUAGAGCCUCCCAAGAGUUGGAAGAUUACAAUUUGUGACCAGGCCUAAUUGUAUUUUGUGGGCCUGUUUCGGAUGUACAAAACCACUUUGACUCUUCAGCCUCUUCAUUAUGUUAAAGAAGGUGACAUCAUUCUUUCCAUACUUUUGGAUAACCCCACCUGAUCUGUAUCCACCGUGUUGCUAACCAAGUAGUCCCUUUUGAGUGUUAGCUGGAAAUAAGAUUUUCCAAUGUUCUAAGACUCUCUCAACCUUUCUUCUAUAACUCCAUGUAAAUCUAUUUCUAAUCUUUUUGGGUAUUUGUCAUCAGUGGAGCCUCUGACCUCUGGUCAGCAGUAGACCAUGCUCUAUGGUAGGGCAGAUGAGAUCUCAGACACUUGUUUGUAAAUCAUUUUCUCAUGAGGGUAAAAAUAUCAUUUUUUAAAAACAGAAAUAAAGUUUUCCAAGGACAUGCUGAA